AAUUUUGAAACCUGAUCUUGCAGAUUUGUCAUUUGUGCCAAAGUUGACAAACCAAAACCAAAACAUCGCGGGACUGCUAUUUUGCCGUAUUCCCAAAUACAUGCUAUGGUCCCAUUUUGAUUGUUUUAUGGUGAACAGUUGUUUCUGAUUAUUUUGUAGUUCAAAAGGUAGUCUUCCCGUUUAUUACAGGAUUUGGAUUCCUGGUAGAAGGUAGUUAAGCCAGAUACGAAUUGCUGUCAGUUUCUAUGUACAACUUACAAUUUCCUCCCUUGCUGCACUGCGUAUGGAUAUGAAUAUGGAUGAUUUUUUGAGCCAUGAUCUCAUUUUUGGAGAAGACACUUCUUUUGACUUGCCACAAACUGCCGAACCCGUAUGGAUUCUGGGGAGGUCGUACAGUGCUUUGUAUGACUUGGAAGAACUGAAAUCCGAUGUAAGGACGCGAUUUUGGUUCAGCUACCGUAAGAACUUUCCCCCAAUUGGAGGCACCAGUUUUACUACAGACACGGGCUGGGGCUGUAUGCUACGAUGUGGACAGAUGAUGUUGGCUCAAGCCCUGGUGUUGCAGACCCUGGGACGUGAAUGGCGCUGGGUGGAAGGCGCCGUGCGGGAGCAGGCGUACAAUUCCAUUUUAGCUCGUUUUCUGGACCACAAACGCUCUUGUUACAGUGUCCAUCUCAUAGCGCUGAUGGGUGAGAGCGAAGGAAAGAAGCUGGGCGAAUGGUUCGGACCGAAUACGGUUGCUCAAGUGUUGAAGAAAUUGAGUUUCUACGAUGAGAUCAGUAAACUGGCGAUCCAUAUCGCCAUGGACAACUUGCUGAUUGUUGAAGAAGUGCAGCAAGCCUGCAAAAACAGCAGUGGAUUCUGGACACCGCUUCUUCUGUUCAUUCCGCUUAGGUUGGGCCUGACUGAAAUGAAUCCCGCGUACAUACGGGCAUUGAAAUGUUGUCUUUCUAUGAGGGAAUCUGUGGGUAUUAUCGGCGGAAAACCAAAUCAUGCUUAUUAUUUCAUAGGAUUCGUAGAAGACGAAUUGCUCUAUCUGGAUCCUCACAAAACGCAAUCUGCGCCAAAUCUGAAUUUUACUAGUCAAAUGGAGAUCCAGGAUAUUGUUGACGCCGUGAAGAGCAUUCCAGAUGAAAGUUACCACUGUAAUAUGGUUAACAGGAUGGAUUUUUCUCUGAUAGAUCCUUCUGUGGCAUUAGGUUUUUAUUGUCAUACCGAAGGGCAGUUUGAAAAUCUGUGUAAAAUUUUACGCUCAACGGUAUUGGACAAGCAACCCAUGUUAUUCGAAUUGUGCGAGAAAGCCCCUGCUGGAUGGGAUGGAAUCAAGACGGUUAAGGUGCCCAGUAGUGUUUCAGUUUCCGGCGACUCGGGUGUAAGGAGUAACAAUGGAAAAAGCAAGCGCGGUGCAUACGAUUAUGAAUCGGAAACUGAUUCCGAUUACGAAUUACUCGGUUAACCCUGCUGAUGUGUUAAGACAUAGCGUUAUGUAAACUUUUUUAUUGCCUUGAUGGAUUUUUUACGAAAGUGUGGUCAGUUUCGAAGCUAAUUAUAACAGUAAGAUUUAUAAAUUCAUGGAAAUCAUUAUCUCUCCAUAAAAUGCUUUCUGUACUUUAUGUACGUUUGCAGUGUACGGUACAUGGAUACGGAAAGCGUUAUAAAAACCAAGUGACCCGUGUACAUGUAAAGGAAGCGA
Paramacrobiotus metropolitanus is the source of this 1693-nucleotide messenger RNA. RefSeq names its product cysteine protease ATG4B-like. NCBI's taxonomy places the organism in Eukaryota, Metazoa, Tardigrada, Eutardigrada, Parachela, Macrobiotidae. Bases 284 to 1456 code for a protein of 390 amino acids. The transcript has 6 exons. The record is from RefSeq and is a predicted model, not a curated record. Gene Ontology annotation, molecular function: protein-phosphatidylethanolamide deconjugating activity.